GUCAAGGAUUACCAGUAUAGUCAAAUUUUAUUUUUUCAUUUACCCUUACGUGGAGGCCCCAAGGAUUACCAAAAAAGUGAUGGAUAGACUGCCUGCAUGAAAACAUGCAAGUCAAAGGCGUAUGCCCCCAGCAAUGCUUCGGACCGGAUCAAGUGACCUGCAAAAUGAAAAACUGCAGACUCUGUGAUAUUGUGGGACUAAUGCAAAGAACAAGAAUAAGACCCUCACAACAUUGACACUCCUUUUUGUUAGGGGGGGCACUAAGAUAAAAUAAUGGCAGCUUAUCUAACAAGAACUAGUAUGGCACUGAUGACCUUCAAUUGAGGAUUUCCUGGUUCAUAGCAUUUAUGCAUUAAUAAAUACAUUUAAGCUAUUUAUAUGUUUCUUUAACUACCAUGUGACUUUAGGAUAUAUCACAAUAAUUAAAAUAUAUAGCUACAAUAAAACUCACAGCAGCAGUAAAGGCUUACAGAUAUAUUGUAUUUUUAUUAUUUCCAGUAAAAGACUGUAACAGAGACAAUGCGUUCUCAGUUGGGCAAAAAAUGAAAUCAGUUCUACAACUUCCUUAAGCUCAGUAAUUGUCAUUCAAUAAAUAUAAGAAGUCCAAAUCCUCCAAAAAAAUUCUAAGGUUCUUAUACUACUCAUACCUGUAAAGCAACCACAAAAUAAAUGAACUGCAAAUUAGGCCUCUUUCUCUUUCUUUCUCCUCUGUUUUCUCCUUCCAAAAUUAGGGUUGUCAUUCCAUGGAUGCAAUUCUGCUUACAAAAAAGAAUCAAAAGGUGUAAAAAUCCAAAAGUGGAUAGAUGCUGCUGAUAUGUUAGUACUUUGAGGAUUCACACAUAUAGUUAUGAUAGACUUCUUAGCAUUGUGCAAAUGAUAAGUCUAAGUCUGUUAUAAAUAUGAAUGUAAAUGGUAACACGUGGAACUAUAAGAUAGUGGAUUCUUUCAUAACAGAAUCAAUAACGGGGACUAGUUACUCUGUAGAACAGGGAAAGGAAACCUGAGGACCUAGACCCAUUGUUGUAGUUUCAGGACAGUCCUUUGGAUCACGUGCUAAAAUCAGAGGAUACUUCUUCCUCCAUCUUGAGGCAUAAAACCAAAAAAACAUGUAAUUACUUAUUUUUGUAAAAGCUUAUAAAGAAGCUUAAGUAGUUUUUAAAAACAAGGAAGACCUCAAACCUUCCCUUCCCCACAGGAAUCCCAGUAAAGAAGCAGAAAAUCCACACAUAUAAUGCCACCAUACCAACUAUGCCCUGUACAGCACAAAUAUGAAGUGUAGUAAAAGCCAGCCAGUCUUCUAUAGAUGAUGUUGUUCUCCUGUAUAAAUCUUCCAGCCACUGUAACAGCAGGUCAGUUUCUUGUACUAAGUUAGAAUUUACACCAGAAAUGGUUCUUAAGCAAGGCAGUUGUUAAGUGAGCCACACCUAAUUUUAUAACCCUUUUGCCAUGAUUGUUAAGCAAAUCACUGAAGCUAAGGGUAUCCUGUGGUUGAUAAGGGAAUCUGGCUUCCCCCAUUGACUUUGCUUGUCAGAAGUCAGCUGAGAAGGUCACAAACUGUACACACAAUUCCAGACUGCUGCAAAUACAUGCUGGUUGCCAAGUGCCCAAAUUUUGAUCACAUGAUCAUGGGAAUGCUGUGACAGUCGUAAGUGCAAGGAAUGGUUUUAAAUCAUUUUUAGUGCCAUUGUAACUUUGAACGGUCACUAAAGGAAUGGUUGUAAGUCAAGGACUAUCUGUACACUUCUGAAGGGUCACUAUUAAAGGGAAAAGUAGGUACGGAGCCAGUUGACAGGAAUGAAACUAGAUAACAAAGGAUUUCCUUCAUAAAUGUAAGCUUUGCAUUUUAAUAGACCCUCAGCCGUAUUUAUAUAAAAAAGAAGUUAUAUUCAAGUAUGAAAUUCAGUUUCUAGAAGAUGAAAGCAUUUCCCCAAGUGAAAGGAUACAAAAUAUUUUCUGAAUAGACAUACUGUAUUGCAAGGCUGGCUAGGGAAUUCUGGGAGUUGAAGUCCACACAUCUUAAAGUUGCUAAGUUUAGGAAACACUGCAUUACAAUAUGAAGUGACUCCAUAAUUCAAAUUUGGAAAAGCCGUGUUGCAAGCUUGUACACUGCUAUCCUAUCUAUUUGAUGUAUGCAUAAAAUAUCAUAAGCUAGACUGAAAGAAACAGAGAUGAGAAGAAAAAAAAUGCUCCAAGAAAUAUUAACAGACUCAGAUAAGCUGACAAUAUCGCUUCAGUAGAAGAAAGUGAGGAAGACUUAAUCUAUCUCUUACUGAAGGUGAAAGCCAAGUGCAAAAACUAGUCUGACACUCUAUUUCUCUUUAAAAAAAACAAGAUUACAUCAGCUGAUUGUGCCAAGCCAGUGCAAAUAACUGAUAAUCUUUUGAAACAAUGUUCACAAUAUAUGCUUGGAAAAAUCCAACACAAAAAACUAGCAGGUGGCAAGAUUUUAUCAUGUAAGCAUGAGCUUAUGAGGACUUCAAGAAUAGUUGCAUAUAGACAAUUCUGGUAAAUUGUUGUACAUCAGACCACAAUAAGUUGGAAAUGAAUGAAUAACUGAACAAAACAAUAAUACUAGAUAGUGUACUAGUGUAUUAUAUUAUCAAAAAAAAUAAAGGGCACAUUUUUAUAUUGCGGGUGCUGAAGAAAUAGAUAAUAUGAGCAGAAGGAAUGUUUUUCAAAACCCCCAGAUCUGAGAGACCUUUGAAACAGUAUGCAGCUGAUCUCUGUGGAUUCAAUACUAUUUAGCUCAAAAUACAAUUACUAAUGAACUAGUCUUACUUGAAUUUUAUGUAUUCAGAUUCUGCCAAAUGGAUAGCAGCACUAUAGUUUCUUCCUCUAUCCUACUUAUUUAAUCGCUAUUAAAAUUUAGAGAUGACAGACUGAAUAUUAUAAAAAUUGUAUAGAUAUAUUUUUAAUAAAAAUAAAUGACUAUUGUACAUUUUGUAACUAUGUAAGUUAGCCACCGCAUGGCCUAGAAACUAAUUGUAUCACUACUGGAUCCGAAUAUAUCUAUUAUGAUUUUAAUUUUAUUGAAGACGUUUACAUAACCCACUGACUAGCAUGCCGCUAAGCUUUCAAACAGUUGUAAACCAGGGAAAGGAAACCUCUACCCAGUGUAGCACUCAAUGGGAAAAAGUUAUUAAUUGUAUAGAACAUACUCUAAAUGUUCAGCAAGGAGGAAAGAGAAUUUAAAAUGCAUUGAAAUGCAUGAGGUCUUAUCUUUCAACCCUCAAGGGGGAACCCUGGAUUAUCUUGCAAAGGGAUAUACUCAGGCCUGAUUCACCACAAUGCAGCCUGUAGGUGAAUCCUAACGUAUGUUAUAAAUAUCUUUGUAUGUAAUCCCAUACAACAUUUUAUACAUUGAUAAUACUAAGAUCCAAGCAUGAUUACCCAUCCAGCACAUGCAGAUUUUUUGACAACCAUUCAAAUAAUGCUGGGGAUAUUAAUAGCUUGCUCAUCAUCCCACAAUUAGCCAUUUUCCUUUCCCAAUGAUUUUUACAUUAAUUCUAAAUGACACAACCAUGAAAAUUAGUUGAUUCUUAUAUGACAGUAGUGUUUUCUACAAAAUUCACAAAUAUAAGUAAAUCAAAGUCUAUAGGUAGAUCUCUGAUUUAAUUACUCAGUAAGGGUUGAGCUUGUUGAAAUGAAGCAAGUUUAGAUGUGAAUUUUGAGCAAAAGAACUGAGCUAAAAAGAAUUAUACACUAAACCCUGGAUUUAAUAGAUUAAUGAAGGAAGGAUGUCCCUUAAAUAAAUGACAUCUUAGUGUGUUAUAUGAAAAUUGGAACACUUUUUAGCCUCAAAUCAUACUUACAUAUAAUGUGAGAUUUCUGUCUUUGUAUGAGUGCCUUCAAGUCAGCACUAUCUCUUGCCAACUGCCUGGACUUAUCCCUGCAGGGGUUUUUUAGCAAGGUUUUUGGAAGUGCCUUGCUAUUGCUUGCUUCUUAGUAUGUGAGGAAGCAGCCCAGGAAUUCAACUGGCUACAAAUCUAAGUCUCCAGAACACUAGCCUGGUGCUUUAACAAUUAUACCAAAGUGGCUCUCAAUAUAUAGCAUUACCAAUAGCAGAGAAAACCCAUUUUGAGGGAAAGCAGCAAGGAUUGUUCAAUGAAUUUUGCCCAUUGUUUGAGAGGAAGUCUAUUACUGCUUGCAAUUAAGACAAAAUUUAGAUCCAGGCUUCUGUCAGAUCAGAAGCCCUUUAAUCCAAGAUUCAUUGAAUCAUUUUUUAUUGUAUUAAAAAGAAUUAUCUGCACUAAUGUAAACACAUGAACAGGCAGGUUUAGCAGAUAGAAGUCUUCACCCAAGGAAGUGGGUGUUUAUGGUUGAGUGGGCAUGUAAAUUAAGGGCUCUUGUCGCUUUUUAUACAAGGCAAAUUAAACUGAUACAUUGUAAAUGCACAGUUGAUUAUCUUUGAUCAAUUUAAAUCUGUGUGAGGUUUCAUUUCAAUUUAGCCCCCAUAAAAUUCACAAGAAGAAAUUACAUCUGGAUACAUCAUUUUUUUUAUUUCUGCCUAUAUGUUUAUGUACCUGACUCUGAUAUGGUUAUAAAAAAAACACAAACAAAAUAAAUCUAAUACAUCAGUAUUUCCAUUCCUGUUCUAAAACCAAGUGCUGACAUUGCCAUAGAUUUAUUGGUAGAUCAGCAUAAAGGAGAAAAGCCAUUUGUAUGCCAGUCAAAGUUCUAGUAAGAUAUUUAUUUAUCAAUUGAUCGUGUGCUCAGAGGUUUUUCUGCUAUUUUAUUUCUGCCAUUCUUCUGCUCCUGAAGAAGUUGAAACCUUGUGCAGCAUUUGGUUAAACAAAAACCUCUGAAUUGAUUUCACAGGCAUCGAUAUGGAAAUGAUUUGAUAUUACUUUCUUCUAGAUAUUUUCUUUUUAACUUCCGAAUCCUGCGAUAUCUGGAUUCAAGCCAGCGUAGCUUCAAGAUAUCAGCCAAGGCUGCCUAGAAGCUGCUCCCUACCUGGGACUCAUUGGUGUAAGGUAAUACGUUGGUGAUCGUCUGGAUUCCAGUUAUCUAGCAUCGACACAAAGCCUGCCAAAAGGGGUAGCCUUCCGUAGCAGGCGUUCGGUGUAGAGAAGUAUUAACUCUGCAAAUCCAGUCCUGACCCCCUUGUAGAAACGGGGGUAUUAGAGCGAAAGAUAAAACUCUAGGCAGAAAGCCACAGCUUGACAUUUACACAAACAACACUUUCACCUGCUUUUUCCCCUCACAAAGAGCGGGCAGGCCAACAUUACCAAGAGGAGAAAAGCCCCUCCCACCCUUCCAUCCCAGGGGCGGGGAUUUUAUAAAGGCAGCUUUAAAGGUGCAGCGAAAAACGACAGUUCAAACGUGCACCGCAUUUUUCUCUCGUCUUCGAGCGCCCACGUUUCCCCACGACAAACUCCCCUCUGCCACGCCGCAAUCCCCUCGCCGCUCUUUCCCUCACACAUCCGUUACCCGCCUCUCUUCCCUCCUUCCUUUCUUCCUUCCUCCUCCCGUCAAACCCGUGACAGCCUUUGAGGCACGCCCUGCCAGGCCAGAGCUGCUGUUUGCCGGCAGGCUGGGGAGGCAGCCGCGCGUUGCCUCAGCAGCCCUCGCCCGCCAGCCAGCCAGCCAAACGCGGCGACGCCGGAGCGACCCGCAGCCGCGCGGGGUGCCCGUACUGCGGUCCUCCGGUUUCGGAGGCGCCGGGACGAGGACGGGCGGUGACGGCCAUGGGCUCGACCGAGGAACUGCUGCUGCCCCCCGAGUACCUCUUUGCAAGCGAGUGGGAACGGGAAUCGGCGCCGUCGUUGCCGCCCUUAAGGGGCAGAGGGGGCGCAUCCCGGCACAAGCGGCGGCGGCAGCAGCAGCAGCCCCCCCAUUCCUCGCUGCCUCUGGUGGGGGACGAGGACAAGCCGCAGCAGCAGGUGCUACAAGAAGAAAGAGAAAAUAACACUGAAUCAGUCACUGAUGACUAUAAAAAGAUGGGAACUCUCUUUGGUGAACUCAACAAAAGCCUCAUAAGAAUAGGAUUCACAAGGAUGUAUUUUGGAGAAAGGAUUGUAGAACCUGUAAUAAUCCUGUUCUUCUGGGUUAUGCUCUGGUUUCUAGGACUACAAGCUCUUGGAUUAGUGGCUGUCCUGUGCCUUGUUAUUAUAUAUGUUCAGCAAUAAAAUACACUGGGUAGACUAUUUCAUAUAUUCAUGGAUUUACAUAUUUAGCUGAACAAGAAUGGCAUUACUACUAACUAUUGUGCUAAAUAUUAUGUAGCCAUUAAAUGUUUGCAUGGGUUUUUGUUCUUCCAAUCUUUGUAUUUUAAAAAGAAAAAGCAUUCUUAUCUGUCAUGAAUAAGUAGUAAAAUAUUCUCAGUAUGAGGCAGUGUAGUCAAAUCAUUCAUUUAGUAAAUCCUAUUACUAAGUGAAAGAAUUCUAAUUUUAAGAGGUUUGGAGAUACAAACAUACUUUUCAUUGUAUGAAUGCUGCUUUUAUAUUCAUGCAACAACUGUUUUCAAAAAAUACCUUUUAUAUUAAAACUAAAGGUUAAAAAGCCAAUUUUAUGAGCUCUUGUAUGAUUUUUUUAUCACCUUUUAAAUCUCUUUGCAAAUUUAUUUAGUAAUGUGUAUGCAUAGGAACCCAUCUUAAUGACUUGUAAAUGUAUUAGAAAAAUGUCAGUCUAAAAAUUCUUAAAUAUGAGGUAAAUCUGGUGAUUUUUUUAUUUCAUUUUUUAUUAUGUGUGUACUUAUAAAAAAAACUUUCUCUGGAAAUAAAUUAGGAUUCUUCCUUUUUAAUGGAUUUCUCCUAAUUUAUCUCAGUUUAAUUAUUUUAUGUGCAGUCUCUGCAAACACAUUAUAAGAGCAAGCUACAUAAAAUAUUUUUUCUGAAAUUGUCCAUAUUACCCUUUUAAAUGAGUAUUUUGGGGAGAAGAAAUAAAUACAUUUCCUAGUUAUAAAAUCAAGGACUGAUAUGUAUUGAGCCAAAAUAUUAUAAACAUUCUUUAUCAAGUUUACUUUACAAUGUAAAUAUUCACUGCAGAGAACUUAUUAGAUCACAAAUGCUGCACUGUUUAAGUUAUUUAAGAACCAUGGAGAAUGUAGUUGAUAAAAACAGCUUGCACAAUUCCUCCUCAAAGCCAUGCUUUCUGUUACUUCGUUAAAGCAGUAUCUAUUGUGCAACUCUAGAACCCCACUGAAAUUUUUUUUAGUGAAGCUCUUUGUGUAUCUUAAAAGUAUGGUGGUUAUGAUUACAUUGAUUUACCAAGUGGAAUUUUUUGUGGGGGAAAAUUGGAAUAAUAAAUUAUCCAUCACAACUAUAGAAAUGCAUUGCCAAACAAAUUCAAUCCACAAAUGAAAAGUUCUUUUUGCCAUGUUUACCUCAGCAAGAAUCCAAUGCAGAAGUAAAAUUUGGAGAUUCCUUUUUAUCUGCAGGACUAUUGUGUCAUUUUUAUACUGUUCAAAGUACGGUACAGAUUUUUGAACAAAUAUGUAGGAAAAUAUCCACAUAACAAUAUCCUACACUAGAUCAAUAGUUUAUAGGCAAAAGGAAGAUCAGCACUGGAUAAAAACUAGCUUUCAUAAUAUUUCUUAUUUAUGGUAAUAUAAUUUCUCUUUUUACUUUAGCUGUUCCAAAUAGGAUAUUUGUAGCUGAAAUUGGUUUUUGUUAUUUAAAUUUAAGAGAAAUUCCAGCCUCCCUUUUAAUAGUUAAUUUUUAUUUCAUUAAUGAGUCAUCAGUUUUUACUUUUUAUUCAUCUAGUUCAUGAAAAGAUUUUUUUUUUAAAUUAAAACUUGUCAAUUUAUUUUGUUGUAGACUUUAAAAAUAUCACAGUUCUGUUGAUGUGGCCCUAUCUAAACAAUGUACAGAAUCAGGAUUAUUGAUACUGUAAUAAAGAACAGUGAAUUCUUUUGUAUCUUGGGUGGCUGUUACAGCUCUCCAAUAGAUAUCUGAAGAUUCUCAUUCAUUUUGUGAGAGGAAGCAGGCUUAUGCGUUUCAAUGAAAUGUCAGAAUAUAUACAGAGAAACCAUAUACAAAGGUGCUUCUCUUUUCAAUCAGUAUAGCUGGGUAUUAAAUUCUAUACCCUUUUUUAGGGACAAGAGUGUGAUCUAGUUUAGAACCUGAAGAAUGCCUUUAUAGGUAUUAGAAAACUAAUUUUAAAAAAAACUAACUGUUAUUGGUGAUGAAUUAAGUGCAAGUGUGCUAAGAAUGACUUUUAAAUGAUUUUCAAAUAACUACUCAGUUCAAACCUGUAGCAUGUGUAUAUAAUAUAUUCUGUAGGUGUGUGAAUGUUUUUAUUUAGGGCCUAUCAUUUGGCCCAUUUACAAUGAUUUUGAAAUGGCUUUAGAGUAUGAUCACACUUUUGGAGUUGUCUUGUUCUUAAAUGAAACUUCUAACUUUUGAUCUUCAAUUAUUAUCAUUCUACUAUUUUUAACUCUAAUAUGUUUUGGAAAGGAAUGGAGCAAAUAUUAUUUUAUAUGAAUUAUUGACUGUAUAGUAUACUGAAGAGCCAUGCACUAUGGCUUAUUUAGUUGACAAUGAUCCCUGCUGAAGCUCUUCACAUGUCAAAAUAUGCUACCAGAUUCGGGGUAAAAAACAGUAUUAGAUAUACUGUUCAGGAAGAUGCAACCAGGCAUGGAAACUGGUAACCUCACAGAUUCUUUUGAAAGUAUUUUCUGAUCACAGAUAAGGAUUUGCUCUGAAAAAUGUAACACCUAGAAUGGUUUUAAUAUUCAAUUAUUUCCUCAGAAGUGUUUGUAUGAAAGUACGCUUCUACAAAUUCAGAUUUUUAAAAAUAAAUUUUCUUUUGGUUUAAAAA
This is a messenger RNA of Crotalus tigris (Tiger rattlesnake), 8760 nucleotides long. RefSeq names its product family with sequence similarity 241 member A (gene FAM241A). The record is from RefSeq and is a predicted model, not a curated record. Bases 5688 to 6128 code for a protein of 146 amino acids. NCBI's taxonomy places the organism in Eukaryota, Metazoa, Chordata, Lepidosauria, Squamata, Viperidae. Gene Ontology annotation, cellular component: intracellular membrane-bounded organelle. The transcript has 2 exons.